Messenger RNA from Scylla paramamosain (green mud crab), 721 nucleotides. RefSeq lists its product as uncharacterized. The coding region runs from base 63 to 575 and encodes 170 amino acids. NCBI's taxonomy places the organism in Eukaryota, Metazoa, Arthropoda, Malacostraca, Decapoda, Portunidae. The record is from RefSeq and is a predicted model, not a curated record. The transcript has 6 exons.
UUUUAUGUAUAUUCAAUUUGUUAAAGGGACGAUUGUUACUGUAUGUUGUCAGUGUGGCCAAGAUGGCUGGCGCGGAGGACGAGCCCAUGCACCUCUAUGAGGUGUUUCAGAACUGUUUCAAUAAGAUCGCGAAUAAGCACACAGAUAAGGCUGUGUACUCCCCCGGAUAUGCUGCUGAUAACGGGAUGGGGGUGAGUGGCGGGUAUGUGGGCGCUGGGGCAGUUGGAGGCACUGCGGGAGGCACCGACGGGGCCACCUUCGCCCCAGACUCCCCGUACUUCCCCUUCACCAGCCCAUCGCGCCGGCCGCUGCCACACAACGCCGCAGGGACGAAGAGGAAAAAAGAGGGACUCGACGGGCCGGAGAUAGACAGCGGACCUCCACAACAAUGGGUAUGUUGUGUUGGUGUUUUCCUCGAUGUGUGCCGGAGUGUUAGCAUCAGUGAGGUGAGCUGCUGCUGCUGGUGUGUGUGUGUGUGUGUGUGUGUGUGUGUGUGUGUGUGUGUGUGUGUGUGUGUGUGUGUGUGUGUGUGUGUGUGCAAACAUUAUAUCCUAAUCACAUUUUCUGUCGUGUGAUUUCGAUAAUUCUCAAAUAAAUUUUCAGAGGGACAUCUUUUAUCAGUUAGAGAGAGAGAGAGAGAGAGAGAGAGAGAGAGAGAGAGAGAGAGAGAGAGAGAGAGAGAGAGAGAGAGAGAGAGAGAGAGAGAGAGAGAGAGAGAGAG